Molecule: messenger RNA, 1880 nt
Organism: Taeniopygia guttata (zebra finch)
Lineage: Eukaryota; Metazoa; Chordata; Aves; Passeriformes; Estrildidae
Source: RefSeq, a predicted model, not a curated record
GCGAAACAGUGUGGAAGGAGGCGGUUCCAUCGUAACGGGAAGGGUGGUGCGCCGUGGCGGCGCCUGUUUCUCUGUUGCGUCUCGGCGGCUGAGGCUGGGUUCGCUCAGGGCUGUGGCGGCGGCGCGAUGAUGGCGUACUUCGUGGAGAGCUUCUGGGGGGAAGGUCACCAUGGUACCAGAGAUGAUAAGCUGGCUGAAUUUAUUAAUCAGUAUUUUGGACAGUGUCUUAGUUUUAAUUGGGGAAAGGAACAGUGGCUUUGAUGUUCUCUAUCACAACAUGAAACAUGGACAUUUGUCAACAAAAGACUUGGCAGACUUUAUAAGAGAAAGGACAUUUGCACCAGUUUGGGAUGUUUUAAAAAUCUCAACAGAAAAACCGCCAAGCUGUCACUUGGACCUCAUGCAGAGAUUACAAGAGCUAAUAAAAGAAGUUCAUAAGUAUGGAGAUGAACAAAUCAAAACCUAUCAAAAGACUAAAGAAGAUGCUUCAGGAACACUAGAAGCAGUGCAAAAUAUUCAAAGUGUCACUCAGGCCUUACAGAAAGCAAAGGAAAACUACAAUGCAAAGUUUGUAGAACAAGAGCGUUGGAAAAAGGAAGGAGCAACACAGAAAGAAGUUGAUAAGGCAGGAUCACCUAGAGCCCGCUGCCCUGGACCGUGACUAGAUGGCUUUGAAAAUCUCCAAGGAUAGAGGUUCCAUAAUCUCCCCGGACACACCGUUCCAGUGCUCGGUCACCCUUACAGGAAAAAAAUGUGUUUCCUGAUGUUCAGGUGGAAGCUCCCAUGUCUCAGUCUGUGAUCAUUGCUACAUGUCCUGUCACUGAGCACCACUGAAAAGAGCCUGUCCCUCCUCUUUGCACUCUCCCUUCAGGUAUUUACAUGCAUUGGCAAGAUCUCCCCAGAGCCUUCUCUUCUCCAGGCUGAAUAGCCCCAGCUCUCUCAGCUUUUCCUCAUGGUAGAGAUGCUCCAGUCCCUUGAUUAUCUUUUUGGUCUGUUGCUGAACUCUCUCUAGUAUGUCCAUGUCUCUCUUUAAGUACAUUAAUAGCAAGAGGAGGUCUAAAGAAAACAUUGGACUGAUACUUGAUGAAGAUGGUCAUCUGACUAAUAGGGAUAGAGAAAAAGUGGAGGUAUUCAGUGCUUCCCCUACCCGCCAGUCUUUAAUAAUACUGAUGGGUGACUGGGCAGCCCAAGAUCUGAGUGAGAGGACCAUGAUUGUGGGAACAGUGCCUUUCCAUUUGUGGACACUGAAAUUGUGAGAGACCAGCUGUAUCAGCUGAAUGUUCAUAAGUCCACAGUGCCUGAUGGUAUUCAUCUCAGAAUGAGCUAGUAGAUGUUACAGCAGGACCCCUCUCCAUCAUCUACCAAAGGUCUGGGGAGUCUGAGGAGGUGCCUACUCACCAGAAGCUAGUCAACAUUAUUCCAAUUUACAAAAAAGACAAGAGGAAAGACCUAGGGUUCAAUAGACCGGUUAGUCUAACCUCAGUAUCUGGUAAAAUUAUGGGAAGAUGUUACUCGGUACUAUUAAAAGGCAUUUAAAAGACAAUGCAAGCAGGCACAGCAAACGUGGGUUCACAAAAUGAAAGUUCUGUUUAACUAAUUUGAUCUCCUAGAAUAAGGUCACCCACCUAGUAGAUAAAGGAAAGGUGGUUGAUGUAGUUUUCCUGUGUGUAGUACAGGGACCUUAUCUCCUCCCACAGUAUGUAGGGAUUUUAUUUGGGCAGGACCAGGGCAGUUAGCAGGUCCUCUGGUGUUAACCAUCCAAGUGGCUUCUGUUAAAUUUGCAUGUCAAUGCUUCCAUGCCCCAUUGCCCAGUGGUCUCAAUAUAGCCUUUAACAGUCUCAAUCUUUCCAGAGUGGGUAAUAAAGGAUGUUAUAUAUCUA